CAGAAAUGGACCGACUAGCUCUCUACUUCGCUAUCUUCAAACAAAUCAAGUCUCUACCUCCCGUCCUACAGGCGGACCUGACAGGAAAGGUUGUCCUCGUCACAGGGGCCAACACGGGGCUUGGAUUUGAAGCAGCAAGACAUUUCGCCAGGAUGAAUCCUCAAAAACUGAUUCUAGCUUGCCGGAGUGAGGAGAAAGGAAAUCAGGCUGUACGAAAAAUUGAACGCGAUACAGGAUACACGAAAGCGGAAAUGUGGCUGCUUGACUUGAAUAGGUUUGCCUCUGUACAGGCAUUUGCAGAUAGAUAUGAAAAGGAAGGCGGGGGACGUUUAGAUAUCCUUGUCGAGAAUGCCGCAAUUUCAUCAGCCCAAACGUAUGAGAAGACUGAGGAUGGAUACAUGAAGACAUUUCAAGUCAAUGCCCUUGCACCGUCUCUUCACACAUUUCUUCUGCUCCCACAUAUGAUUCGUACUGCACAGGAACAUCCCGAAACAAAUCCGAGAAUUGUUGUUGUCUCCAGUGGAAUGCAUCAUUUCUCAAUGCUUCCUACUGAAGUUGGUAGAAAGAUUUCGGAGCAACCAAACUUCAUUGAGGCCCUGAGCAGUCUGGAAUAUUUUAAGCAGAUUCCGGUUGCUGACCAUUAUUCCGAUACUAAAUUACUCAACAUGUUUUUCGCUCGAGCGCUUCAGUCCAAACUAUCGAAAUCUUGUCCAUCCAUCGUUGUAGAUUCUGUGGACCCUGGAUAUUGUAUUAGCGACCUUCGUCGUUCCCUCUCAGGACCAGGAGCCUGGCUCUUACUGCUCUUGGAUAGACUCUUUGCAUAUUCAACGGAAGAAGGAAGUCGAAAUCUUGUUCACGCUGCUCUUGUAGGAAACAAAGCAACCAUAGGACCUUCUGAGGAUGAAGGACAGUUCAAGGGAGCGUAUCUUUCUACACAGAAAAUCAGCGAUGUAAGUUCGUUUGCAAGCAGUGGAGCUGGGUUGAGGCUACAAGCAAAGUUCUGGGAUGAAAUGGUGGAGAUUGCGACAAACAAGGAUGAAAGAGUGGCAAAACUUGCGACGACUCAUUUUUGAUUCCAUUGCCAUCAGGUCUACUCACUGACUAGAGGACCGAUGAAAUUCUCGAGCCUGUUCAGUGAUCCGAAAGUAAUGUCCCUUUCGCCGUCGAAUUUGAAUAUGAUUGGAGAAUGGCAUGGACGUUAGGGAAGGAAGAGGUGAUGCGAUUAUCUUGUCCGUUGCUCGUAAUUUUGUAGAGUUACUUUAAUUUUAUUUAAUGCUUACAAGGAUUAAUGUUU
This is a messenger RNA of Lentinula edodes (shiitake mushroom), 1294 nucleotides long. RefSeq lists its product as uncharacterized. The coding region runs from base 6 to 1073 and encodes 355 amino acids. The transcript has 6 exons. The record is from RefSeq and is a predicted model, not a curated record. NCBI's taxonomy places the organism in Eukaryota, Fungi, Basidiomycota, Agaricomycetes, Agaricales, Omphalotaceae.